AAUAGUUUUCUUAAACCUAUGUAUAUGUAGCUUCUGAACAUCUUGUAAGUAAGACUGAUACAAAUGACAUUAAAUGUACUUUACAUAAUUAUCAUAAAUUCCAAUAUGCUAAUGUACCUAGCUUCGUAUUAUUGCUUAUGUUAUGUACAACUAAAAAAAGUUCAAUAAAAAAAAAUGCGUAGUAUUAUCGAAAUUUAAUUUGAAUUAUAAUUAACACAUUAAUUUUCCAGUUACAACAGAAAAUCUUUAAUCUUCCGAACAUCAUCAUAUCAUUAUCAUAUGGGUACAGUCAAUUAGAUACAGUAGAUAUUACGCAUGCACUUAGGAUACAAUUUCAACAGUCAUCGUCUAUAUAUUCAUACAUCAUCACGUUUCCGCGUCAGAUUAAGUUCGUCACUGUAUUAUUUUUGAUAACAAGAAUGGUUGUGGUUUCCGUAAGCGAAGGUCUGUUAGAAGGAGAGCUUGUUAAGAAUGAAUACGGAGGAACAUUCUACAGUUUCAAGGGAAUACCUUACGCGGAGCCGCCUGUGGGAAAUCUUAGGUUCAAGGCCCCGCAGCCCGUUAAGCCAUGGCCUGGAGUCCGCAAUGCCAAGCAAUUUGGACCAGUCUGUUUUCAAAAGAACGUGCUUGUACCAUCCAAUGGAAGCGAAGACUGUCUUUAUCUAAACGUUUACACCCCAAACGUCAAACCUGACAGUCCAAUUCCUGUCAUGGUCUGGAUUCACGGAGGUGCAUACAAAUGCGGUAGUGGUAACGAUGACUUCUAUGGACCAGAAUAUCUUUUAAGACAAGGGGUUAUUCUCGUUACGCUUAACUACAGACUGGAAGUCCUCGGUUUCUUGUGCUUGGACACCGAAGAUAUACCAGGUAACGCUGGCAUGAAAGACCAAGUCUCUGCUCUUCGUUGGGUCAAAAAGAACAUCGGAAACUUCGGCGGCGAUCCAGAAAACAUAACAAUUUUCGGUGAAAGUUCUGGAGGAACUAGUGUCAGCUAUCACUUGAUAUCUCCGAUGUCAAAAGGACUCUUCAAAAAAGCAAUAAUACAAAGUGGCGCAAUUACUUGUUGGUGGGCACUAACUUUCGAACCUCGUCAAAGAGCUCUAAUUUUAGCCAAGAAAUUGGGUUUCGAUUCGGAAGAUGAUAAGGAACUUUACGAAUUCUUUAAGAAUCAACCCUUGGAAUCACUAGCGGACGUGGGAUUGCCCGUGAUACACUCCCAAAAAGAGAGUGAAAUUUGUUUGUCUGUCACAGAUGAAAAGCAAUUUGGUGAUAAUGAAAGAUUCUUUUAUGGCGACAUCAUCGAUGCCCUCAACAACAGAUUGGACAAUGUCGAUGUUAUAAUUGGAUACAAUCAAGACGAAGGCUUGAUAGCUUUGUUGGAAAACGAUAAUGAUAUCACAAAAGCCGUAAAUUUGGCGAAAAUGUACCUCGAAUAUUUCGUACCAAAACCAAUCGCAUUGAACAUUCCGAUCAAACAACAGCUCGAGAUCGGUAGAAAAUUUAAACAAUUCUAUUUUAAGAACAAGAAUAUUGGCGACGAUUUAGAGAGUCUGGUCAAAUAUGCAGGCUUUGACAUGUUCAUUUACAACGUCUUGAUUCAGGCAAAGUUUCUCGCGAAAUCCAAGAACAAUAUAUAUUUAUAUAAGUUCACGUGUAAAUCUGAAAGGAAUGUAUUGAGUCGCUUGUUGCAAAUUGACAACGUGCUCGGAGGCAGGCCUGUGACGUGUCACGGCGACGAUAUUUUUUAUAUUUUCCCAUCCGUGCCGGCUCCGAAAGUUAAAGUAGAUUCCGCUGCUUUCAAAUUAAUCGACAAUGUAACAAAGCUAUGGACGAACUUUGCCAAAUAUGGAAAUCCAACCCCUGGGGAUGACUUGGGUGUCAAAUGGGCUACAUAUUCCGUCGAAGCACAAGAUUACCUGGACAUUGGCAAUGAGCUGGUGGCAGCUAAAAAACCUGAAAGCGAUCAAGUUGAUUUUUGGGAUGAUAUCUUCAGACAGUAUUUACCUAAUUGGAUUGUCUGGUAGCUAAUUGAAUUAAUGUUGGGCAUUCAUUAAAAUUACGGUUAAACUAAGGUCAUAGGGGUAAGGUCGUGUGGAGAAUAUUGAACGGUAAGCAGCGGUUUGGCGCUGCCCCUGGCAUUGCUGACGUCCAUGGGCGACGGUAACCACUCACCAUCAGGUGGACCGUAUGCUCAUAUACGGAAAUGAAAUUAUUUAAAUGGCUGACUGAAAUACACCACAACCUUAACGUCAUAGCUGCGAUGUGAGGUUCACAUAUCCAGGGUAAAGGAAUUUAAACUACAGAACCCUUUACCGUUAUAAUUAGGUACUGAGCGAAUAGCUGAAUAACAUUCUACUAGUAUGCGACAUCUAUAAUAAAGUACUUAAUAAAUAUUAUGUAACACAA
Messenger RNA from Bombyx mandarina (wild silkworm), 2406 nucleotides. Its product is annotated as juvenile hormone esterase-like. The record is from RefSeq and is a predicted model, not a curated record. Lineage: Eukaryota; Metazoa; Arthropoda; Insecta; Lepidoptera; Bombycidae.